Messenger RNA from Solanum verrucosum, 1366 nucleotides. RefSeq names its product tubby-like protein 8. The transcript has 9 exons. Lineage: Eukaryota; Viridiplantae; Streptophyta; Magnoliopsida; Solanales; Solanaceae. The coding region runs from base 55 to 1305 and encodes 416 amino acids. The record is from RefSeq and is a predicted model, not a curated record.
CCUAUUUAUAUAACCUGUUGUUCUGUUCUUUUACCCAAAUUGGGUGUUAAAAAAAUGUCUGGUUUCAAGAAAACUACAAACCCUCUUCGUUCUUCGAGUUCAUAUAAUUCCCUUUAUGAUAAUCCUUUAAAUGAGCUCGGACAAAACCGGAGUAGUAGCAAUGGCAGCAGUACGGUUGGAGAAGCAUUGGGUGUUCAUUUGCUUCAGAACCAACUUGUUAUAUCUGAUAAUAAAGAGAAUGCUGCACCAGAUAAAGCUGAAAAAUCCAAUCUUUGUGAUAAAGAAAAUGUUUUACGGUAUGAUUGGACUAGUAAGGUUGUGAAUAAUGAGUUUACAUCAGCUCCGAGGGUUGGGGCUGAUGUGAAAGACUCUGUGCUGAGGCCAUCUUCGCUUCAGCUAUGUAUACAAAAACAUGAACCAGAUUCUAAAAUUGGGUUGAAAAUUUGGGAGCAUGCGGAUACUGAGACGCCGAAUUCUGCUAAUAUUUGGGAUUAUUCGGAUUCUGAAGCUGCUCCAGCUUCUUCUUGGUCUACACUUCCUAAUAGGUCAUUGUUGUAUAGGCCUUUGCCUAUAGACAUUGGAAGAUGUACUUGUGUGAUAGUGAAAGAAGCAUCUCCAGAAAGCAGGGAUGGAGGGAGUUUUUACUCACUGUAUACAAAUGAGGGGCAGGGGCGUCAGAAUCGGAAACUUGCCAUAGCCCAUCACAGAAGGCGUAAUGGGAAAUCUGAGUUUGUAGUUGCUCAAAAUACAAAGGGAAUAUGGGGAAAAUCUGAUGACAGUUUGAUUGGACAUGUAACAGCUAAUCUUCUGGGAUCAAAAUACCAGAUAUGGGAUCAGGCCCGUCCUAAUUCCACAACCAAACAAUCAAAAUUGUUGGGCGCUGUAACGUUCAUGCCUACCAUCGCGACCUGGACUGGAAGCUACAGAAGGAUAAAAGCAUGCAUACCAAAACACCAGUCCAUGCAGUUAAAAUGUACAGCUCAGCACAUCAAUGGACUACCCGCGGACUGGGAGGAGCAUAUGGACAAAGUAAAUCAGUUGUUUUCGAAAAUUCCUCAUUACAAUAAGGUCUCAAGACAGUAUGAGUUAGAUUUUAGAGAUAGAGGAAGGGCAGGACUCCGAAUCCAGAGCUCAGUUAAGAAUUUUCAGCUGACUAUGGAGAAAAAUGGAAGGCAAACAAUUCUACAACUUGGUAGAGUGGGGAAAGCUAAGUAUGUGAUGGACUACAGGUACCCGUUGACAGGUUAUCAAGCGUUUUGCAUAUGUUUGGCUUCUAUUGAUUCAAAGUUGUGUUGCACACUGUAAACGGGGAAUCUCCAGCGCCUUAAUUUUGUUGUUCAACCUCUGAACAGCAAAGUCACUUAUC